AUGGCGGAGGCAAACUGUGUGUCGAAUGAGAAGAUCCUGAGUGAUAUCUAUAACGACCGACUACCGUGUUUAUUGAGUCCUAUAACAUUACGCCAUCUUGCUCGAGAAUGGUUGAAGGAAGACACCCCUAAUUUUGAUUACGGUGGCUUCGUGGUAGGCGAAAAACCAGAAACGUCAGUGAUUCUUUUAAAAAGUGCCGGAGUUUUAGCCGGGGUACCUUUUGUUAAUGCUAUAUUUAAAGAAUUAGAUUUGGAAGUGGAAUGGUUUUUCAAAGAAGGACAACGUCUAGAACCUAUUCAAACUGUAGCCGCCGUCACUGGGAAGGUUCGACAACUCUUGUUAGCAGAACGUAUUGUUCUAAAUGUUCUUACUCGUGCUAGUGGAAUUGCUUCAUUAGCCAGAGAACUGAAUUUUAUAGCUAGAAGUUGUAGAUGGGACGGGGAGGUGGCUGGAACUCGAAAAACUACGCCUGGUUUUAGACUAGUAGAAAAGUAUGCUCUGUUAGCAGGAGGGGCGACAACUCAUAGAUACGACCUCUCUUCUAUGAUCAUGCUGAAGGACAACCACAUCUGGACAGCUGGUAGCAUCACACAGGCAGUUAAAGACGCUAAGAUCGUUGGUGGAUUCAGCCACAAGAUCGAGGUGGAAUGUCGGAGUUUGGAUGAGGCACAGGAGGCGGGAACCGCCGGAGCAGACGUGAUCAUGCUAGACAAUUUUACUCCUGAAAUCCUAAUCAGCACCUCGACUGAAUUGAAACGUCAAUUUCCUCACGUGGUUAUAGAAGCCAGUGGUGGGAUUACUAAACUUAACAUGGCGGACUACUGUGUUCCAAACGUCGACGUCGUCUCUCUCGGUUGUCUCACUCAAGGAUAUUCUGUUGUGGAUUUUUCCAUGAAAAUUCAAAAAGAUGGAAAGGACCCGAGAAACCUUCCAGUUCAUUAG
Messenger RNA from Lottia gigantea (owl limpet), 942 nucleotides. RefSeq lists its product as hypothetical. Gene Ontology annotation, cellular component: cytoplasm. NCBI's taxonomy places the organism in Eukaryota, Metazoa, Mollusca, Gastropoda, Lottiidae. Bases 1 to 942 code for a protein of 313 amino acids. Gene Ontology annotation, molecular function: nicotinate-nucleotide diphosphorylase (carboxylating) activity. The record is from RefSeq and is a predicted model, not a curated record. The transcript has a single exon. Gene Ontology annotation, biological process: quinolinate catabolic process; NAD+ biosynthetic process.